Molecule: messenger RNA, 930 nt
Organism: Huiozyma naganishii CBS 8797
Lineage: Eukaryota; Fungi; Ascomycota; Saccharomycetes; Saccharomycetales; Saccharomycetaceae
Gene: ARA2
Product: D-arabinose 1-dehydrogenase (NAD(P)(+)) ARA2
Exons: 1
Coding region: 1-930 (309 amino acids)
Biological process (GO): dehydro-D-arabinono-1,4-lactone biosynthetic process
Cellular component (GO): cytosol
Molecular function (GO): D-arabinose 1-dehydrogenase [NAD(P)+] activity
Source: RefSeq, a predicted model, not a curated record
AUGAAGCUGAGUCCAUUGAUCUGUGGCGGUGCUACGUUCAGCAAGCAGUACAACGAGGACCCAGAGUCUCUCCCCGUCGUGGAGAUCCUAAGGAAGUGUCUUAUCACCCACAGACGGUGCUUCAACGCGGUGGAUACAUCGCCUUACUACGGCGACAGUGAGUUGCUCGUCGGGCAGGCGUUACGGGAGUUACAGAUCCCGCGUGGUGAGAUCUACGUGUGUACGAAAGUGGGUCGUGUGGGGGUUAGUGAGUUCGAUUACUCAAGGGAGAACGUGCGGAUGAGCGUGAUGCGGUCUGUCGAGAGGCUUGUCGGUGAAGGCGGGUACUUGGACGUCGUGUACUUGCACGACGUCGAGUUCCAACCGCAGGAGGCGUGUCUCGCCGCGCUGGACGAACUUCAGAAAUUGAAACGGGCCGGUAUUGUCAGAAACGUUGGCGUCUCAGGGUACCCUCUCUCCAAACUGUACUCCCUUGUGUCGUUAUGCUACGAUGCGGGGACUCCAUUAGACUGCGUACUGUCCUACUGUCACAUGAACUUACAGAACGUGAUGCUGGAGGAGUACUACGCGAAGUUCAAAUCAAAGGGUGUGCAGCACGUCGUGAACGCAUCAGUGCUGUCCAUGUCCCUGCUACGGUCCCAGAAAACGCUCGAGUUCCACCCGGGGUCCCCCGAAUUGAAACGCCGUGCUCAACAGGCAGCUACACUGUGCAGUUCCCAGGGUGUCGAGCUAGCAGACCUCGCGACGCAGUUCGCCUUGGAACAGUGGUCCGACCGCGGCCCGACCGUCAUAGGGUUCAGCACCCCGGAAGAGGUCACCCGCGCGGCAUCAAACCUCGCCGAGACCACCGCGGAACACACAGAUCUCGUCCACAGCGUCCAGCACAGCGUCCUGGGCGACCUCUUCAAUACCGAGUGGCCAUCCGGGUAG